AUGGCGCGACCCGGACGCCUUCUGCUGGUUGCGGCGGCUUUGCUCCUUGGCCUCCGCUAUUGCUUCGUGCCGAGCCCGGAGCAGCAGCCACAGGCUCGAGGCAGCGACUUCAAUCCGGCUGUGGCCGCUUCUGCGGCUCUGCCGGCCCUGACGAUGCUCGCUGACGACGCGGAGGCGAAGUACGGAGAUCAGCGCAAGUUCGCGGCAGUGCUGGUGCCUUUGACCACCCUGGUCUUCCCUGCCGUUGCCAUGGGCAUGUUCGUCCUGUAUUCUUUUCAGGAGGAUGCCUUCUGGCGAGUGGUCCCAGGCACCAAGCGGGCUAAGGAGCUCGAAGAAGCUUGGAGGGAACAUCCGCUCUUCGCCAACUCGAAGGACCCUCUCGACGGACUGAUCAACCCUGACGACUACGAGAAGGGCCUGGAGGAGGCGUGGGAGCGCGCCAAGCCGGCUGGCAGCACCGUGACCGUCAAGGACAAGCUGAAGCAGAUGUCAAAGCAGAACAACCCGCACUGGGAGUCUUGGAGGCAGAUCUCUGCCUAG
Molecule: messenger RNA, 540 nt
Organism: Symbiodinium natans
Lineage: Eukaryota; Dinophyceae; Suessiales; Symbiodiniaceae
Source: the annotation of a GenBank genome assembly